GAUCUCAGUCAUUGCCUACGUUAGAACAAGAUAACAAGGGAAGUUCACACAAGCUAGAACAUGUGGAUUCUUCUGCUCGGAUUUGCGGUUGUGUUAAGUGUAAUUCAGUAUCUAAGUUACUCUAGAAAGAAUGAUAUUGCUGCAACCGUACCACGUGUGAAACCAAGUUAUCCUUUAUUCGGAAGUGCCAAUCUCUUUCUCGGAAAAAGCAGUGUGAAAAAAUUUUGGAAUAUGCGUAACUUGUGCAACAACAAGGAACCGCUUUUCCGGUUUUGGAUGGGCUCUGAAAUGAUCCUCGGAACUAGUCAUCCUGAUAUAGCACAGCAGAUUCUCACCGAUCCGGUGUGGUUAGACAAACCGUUUUUGUACGACUUUUUCGACGUGAAUUACGGCUUGUUUGGUGCGAAACAUAAGUUGUGGAAGAGUCAACGAAAGGCACUAAAUCCGUCGUUUAACAUGAAAAUACUGCAGGGUUUUAUUCCCAUAUUCUCCGAUGGUUCCAAAAAAUUAGUGAAUCGGUUGGCUGGGUUUCCCGAAGGAGCGACCGUGAACAUGAUGGACAAUGUUGGCAGAUUUGCGCUAGAGAUGGUGCUUGAAACCACGUUGGGAUUGAAUAUUAGUGCGGUAGAUGAGGCGGAUGCUUUAGUGCAGAAAAUCGAACGGUACUUUUUAUUAUCUUCUAAGCGACUUUUAAAUGUGUUUCACUAUGCGGAUAAAAUUUAUCAUUGGACUUCCGCUUACCGUGCCAAACAUCAUUUGCGUCAAUAUUUAGACCAAAUUGUUGGUAAGAUUGUCAAUGAGGUUGCGGUUCGUUAUGAAGGGACGUACCAGCAGAGCACCGAGCCUGAAAACGAGAUUAAAAGACCGCAGAUAUUUGUAGAUGAAAUUUAUACGAACAAGUGGAAGCAGUUUACCGACGUGGAAAUAUUGGAUAACGUUUACACUAUCUUGGGUGCUGGAACUGACACAUCAGCGCUUACAAUUUGUUACGCGUGCCUAAUGUUGGCGUUCUAUCCGGAAUGGCAGCAAAAACUCUACGACGAAACAAUGCAAAACUUUCCCGAAGAUGAACCUGAUUUUACACUGAAUUCAAUAAAACAGUUGGAAUAUCUGGAGAUGUUUCUGAAAGAAACACUCCGCUUAUAUCCAGUUGCUGCGAUGGUGGCACGACAAAGCACUGAGGGUACUUUAGUCGGGGGUCAUAAGAUUCCUGCCGGCAGUAUAUUGGCAGUGCAUGUUUAUAAUCUACAACGUGAUCCCGACUUUUGGGGACCGAAUGCGACCGAUUUUGAUCCUGAACGCUUCUCGGCUAAACGAUCGCAGGAUAGGCAUCCCUUUGCGUUUGUGGCCUUCAGUGGUGGUUCCAGAAAUUGUCUCGGUUCACGAUAUGCUAUGAUAAGCAUGAAGAUAAUAAUGGUAUAUUUAUUGAAGAAUUUUCGGUUCAGAACAAAGCUGCAGAAAGCCGAUAUGCGAUUCCAGUUUGACGCUUUAUUACGCCUCGACAAAGGGUUUUUGAUGCAGCUUGAAAAGCGAAAAAUUGAUGCCUAAUAAAAUCUGUUUUGGAACUCUUGUAGUCUAGUCUAGUCUACACUAACACAGCCAGUACUUGGAAGGAUCCUAGAAAAUGAUAUCUAUCAUUUUUGAAAAAAUGAUUUCCAUACAUUUUUCUUUUGUAGUCUCAUGAUUUACCAUGUAAUGUUUAAUGUA
Wyeomyia smithii (pitcher-plant mosquito) is the source of this 1707-nucleotide messenger RNA. Its product is annotated as cytochrome P450 4c21-like. The record is from RefSeq and is a predicted model, not a curated record. NCBI's taxonomy places the organism in Eukaryota, Metazoa, Arthropoda, Insecta, Diptera, Culicidae. The coding region runs from base 61 to 1548 and encodes 495 amino acids. The transcript has 5 exons. Gene Ontology annotation, molecular function: monooxygenase activity; heme binding; iron ion binding.